This is a messenger RNA of Phodopus roborovskii (desert hamster), 5518 nucleotides long. RefSeq names its product aryl hydrocarbon receptor (gene Ahr). The transcript is spliced from 11 exons. Gene Ontology annotation, cellular component: nucleus; aryl hydrocarbon receptor complex. The coding region runs from base 281 to 3109 and encodes 942 amino acids. Gene Ontology annotation, molecular function: nuclear receptor activity; protein dimerization activity; transcription cis-regulatory region binding. Gene Ontology annotation, biological process: regulation of transcription by RNA polymerase II. The record is from RefSeq and is a predicted model, not a curated record. Lineage: Eukaryota; Metazoa; Chordata; Mammalia; Rodentia; Cricetidae.
GGACUCGGAGGUGGCAGCGGAGCCGGGCUCUGAGCGGCGCGGCGGCACACGGCGGGAGCCGGGAAGUCCCAGAGCACCGCGGCGCCUUCUGGCUCCCGGGACGGGGCGCGGCGGGCGUGCGGGCUCCUCCUCCGCGGCCACCCCGGCAGCCCCGCGUCCCCUCUGUCGCCCGCACCUGCGCGUCGCGGUCGGUCCCGCCCUCGGCGGCGGCUCACCUGGGCGCCGCGCGGGCCGGGCGCCGCCUCCGGGCCGCAGGUGGAGCGGGUAGGGCGCGGGCACCAUGAGCAGCGGCGCCAACAUCACCUAUGCCAGCCGCAAGCGGCGCAAGCCAGUACAGAAAACAGUAAAGCCAGUCCCCGCUGAAGGAAUCAAGUCAAAUCCCUCUAAGCGACAUAGAGACCGGCUGAACACUGAGUUGGACCGCCUGGCCAGCCUGCUGCCCUUCCCACAAGAUGUUAUUAACAAGCUGGACAAACUCUCGGUUCUUAGGCUCAGUGUCAGCUACCUGAGGGCCAAGAGCUUCUUCGAUGUUGCAUUAAAAUCCUCCCCUGCUGACAGGAAUGGAGGCCAGGAUCAGUGUAGAGCACAGCUCAGAGAUGGACUGGACUUGCAAGAAGGAGAGCUCUUAUUACAGGCACUGAACGGCUUUGUACUGGUUGUCACAGCAGAUGCCUUAGUCUUCUAUGCUUCCUCUACUAUCCAAGAUUACCUGGGCUUUCAGCAAUCUGAUGUCAUCCAUCAGAGUGUCUAUGAGCUUAUCCAUACCGAAGACAGAGCUGAGUUCCAGCGCCAGCUUCACUGGGCUCUAAACCCUGCACAGUGUACAGACUCUGCACAAGGAGUGGAUGAAACUCAUGGCCUCCCACAGCCACCAGCAGUCUACUUCAACCCAGACCAGCUUCCUCAAGACAGCAAUGCUUUCCUGGAGAGGUGCUUCAUAUGCCGGCUCAGGUGUCUGCUGGAUAAUUCCUCUGGUUUUCUGGCAAUGAAUUUCCAAGGGAGGCUAAAGUAUCUCCAUGGACAGAACAAGAAAGGGAAGGAUGGAACACUACUGCCUCCACAACUGGCUUUGUUUGCAAUAGCGACCCCACUUCAGCCACCAUCCAUACUGGAAAUCCGAACCAAAAACCUCAUCUUCAGGACCAAACACAAACUAGACUUCACACCUAUUGGUUGUGAUGCCAAAGGGCAACUUGUUCUGGGCUACACGGAAGUCGAGCUCUGCACCCGAGGCUCAGGAUACCAGUUUAUCCAUGCCGCUGACAUGCUGUACUGCGCAGAUUCCCACAUCCGCAUGAUCAAGACUGGAGAAAGUGGCAUGACAGUUUUUAGGCUUCUGGCAAAACACAGUCGAUGGAGGUGGGUCCAGUCCAAUGCACGCUUGAUUUAUAGAAAUGGAAGACCAGAUUACAUCAUCGCGACUCAGAGGCCACUAACGGAUGAAGAAGGAAGAGAGCAUUUGCAAAAGCGGAGUAUGACACUGCCAUUCAUGUUUGCUACUGGAGAGGCUGUCUUGUAUGAGAUCUCCAGCCCUUUCCCUUCCAUAAUGGAUCCCUUGCCAGUACGUACCAAAAGCAGUACCAGUGCAAAGGACUGGGUUCCACAGUCAACCCCAAGUAAGGAUUCUCUCCACCCCAGCUCCCUUAUGAACUGCAUAAUCCAACAGGAUCAAUCCAUCUAUCUCUGUCCUCCUUCAAGUGAUGCACCGCUAGACAGCCAUUUUCUCACCAACUCUGUGAGUGAAGGCAGUGGUUGGCAAGGCAGCAUUGCAUCAAUAGGAAAUGACUCUGUGUUGAAACAUGAACAAAUUGGACAUGCUCAGGACAUGAACCCUGCACUCUCUGGAGGCCCGCAGGGGCUCUUUCCAGAUAACAAAAAUAAUGACUUGUACAGCAUCAUGAGAAACCUAGGGAUUGAUUUCGAUGAUAUCAAACGCAUGCAGAGUGAGGAGUUCUUCAGGUCUGAGUUGUCUGGCGAGGUUGACUUCGGAGACAUCGACAUAACAGAUGAAAUCCUGACAUAUGUGCAAGAUUCUCUAAAUAAGUCGACCUUGCUGAAUUCGGCCAGCCAGCCACAGCCUGUAACUCAGCACCUAAGCUGUAUGCUACAGGAACGCCUGCACCUAGAACAGCAGCAGCAGCAGCAGCUACAACAGCACCAAACUCAGGCAGUGGAGCCCCAGCAUGAGCUAGAGCAGAUGGCACCCCAGCAACAGCUGUGUCAUCAGAUGGGGCUCCCACAGCAACAGCUAUGUCAUCAGAUGGGGCUCCAGCAGCAACAACUAUGUCAUCAGAUGGGGCUCCCGCAGCAACAGCCAUGUCAUCAGAUGGAGCUCCCGCAGCAACAGCCAUGUCAUCAGAUGGAGCUCCCGCAGCAACAGCCAUGUCAUCAGAUGGAGCUCCCACAGCAACAGCCAUGUCAUCAGAUGGAGCUCCCGCAGCAACAGCCAUGUCAUCAGAUGGAGCUCCCCCAGCAAGAGCUGGGGCAGAAAAUGAAGCAUGCAGAAGUCAACGGCACAUUUACAAGUUGGAACCCCACCCCUCUCGUGCCUUUCAGCUGUCCUCAGCAGGAACUAAAGCAUUACAAUGUCUUCUCAGACUUACAGGGGGCUGUUGAGGAGCUCCCCUACAAAUCUGAGGUGGACAGCAUGCCUUACACACAGAACUUUGCUCCCUGUAAUCAGUCUGUGCUACCCCAGCAUUCCAAAUGUACACAGUUGGACUUGCCUGGGAAGGGUUUCGAACCGUCCCUGCUCCCCAGUACUUCUAAUUUAGGAGAUUUUGUCACUUGUUUACAAGUUUCCGAAAACCAAAGACAUGGGAUAAAUCCACAGUCAGCCACAGUCACUCCUCAGGGAUACUAUGCUGGGGCCAUGUCCAUGUACCAGUGCCAGCCAGGACCACAGCACAUCCCUGUGGACCAGAUGCAAUACAGCCCUGUGGUUCCAGGCUCCCAGGCAUUUCUAAACAAGUUUCAGAAUCAGGGAGUGUUAAAUGAGACCUAUUCGUCCGAAUUAAACAGUGUUGGUCACAGGCAGACCGAUGCUCAUCUUCAACAUCCAGCAGAAGCGAGGUCGUUUCCGGAUAUCACACCCAGUGGAUUCCUGUAGCUGAAGGAACAUAAUACAGGAACUGUCCAUGCUGGCCAUAAGCACUCUUUUUCCAAACCAGAUUUUAAUCUUUGUGUUGAGAAAAGGAGUUUAAAAACUGUUAUCUGAACUUCUCUGCUCAGUGACUUCAGCCAGAAAGAGAGCGAAGUUCUUUGAACUUCAGGAUUCCUGAUAGUGUACCAAAUACCGUUACAAGACUUAUUGAUUCCUAUGUUUGUAACUUCUCUUUGUCCCAGAUGUUAGAAUAAAUGGUUUUGGUACUUGCAUCAGAAGAGAAAUCUCAGUGUUUUUCCUUCUGCACUGUUAAUAUAAGUGCCUCACGUUCUUUUCAGUCCACCUGUAACACAGUAGGGUGUGCAUUUUAUAUAAAGUGCUCUUCUAUCUUUGUUGAAUUAAUAUUCUUUCUGCACAGAAAUGUUACUGGAUCAUUUUUUAUUAAUUCAGGCAUGUUCUUACUGCACUACUUGCCCCCUUUCUUCAGAUAAAGGGCAGAUGAUAACUGAAAGGUAACUAUUUAUUAUGUAAUAUACUUGCUUCUGGACUGUUGAUGCUCUCCUGUGCCUUAUGUUGAAAUUUUGAAAGUAACAUGUAACCAAGAUUAUUUAAUUAUUGCAUAAAUAUUAAGACAGUAGCACUUGCAUUUUAACAGUGUUUUCUGAGAAGUGGCAUUCUUAGAGUGGCACUGUCUGCUUUCACUGAAACCUCCAUAAUGACACCAGAAUGCUGGCCAUCACGUGAAAUGCUCAACCUCCAUAAUGACACCAGAAGGCCACCAUGUAAAAUGCUCAAGGCAGCCAUGUUCACUAAGCUACAGUGAAGGGAAGUGGAGUUUGUCUAGCUCUUUGGUUAAAUUAAGUAAAGCACUCAUUUCAUUAUGUAUACGUUGUCUUUAAAAGCUAUGUUAGGUCUAUGAUCCUUUUUGUUUCACUUCUUAUACUAGUGGAAGCUAUUAGUUUUCCUCAUAUUUGAGGAGUGCUAAGACUGAAGUUGCCAUGUUUGGUGCAAGGUAUUUUAAUGAAUGAAAUGAAUGGUGUGUUGUAUAAAUGUAAUGAACAAAACAAUCUGUAAAAUAUUUUCAGUUUUCAUUUAAGAAUAAUCCUUACCUCAUAUGUGUAUUUUUUUCGGUGUAUCUCGUUAAGAAAUCAGAUAAUGAAUCAAGGCUUUUGUGCUGGUAUUAAGGUAAAGGUAAAUGUGAUCUGUUCACCUCCAUACACUGUUGGUAUGCUACCAACAUGGCAGAUUCAUCACUUGGCCAAAUUUAUGGUUCUCAAAUGGCUUAAAGAAAAGAAAAAUACUGGUGUCUGUCAUUGUUUUUUGUCAUUUACUUAGAUAUAAUAUAUGAAGGACAUGAACCUGUUUUUCAUAUGUUGUAUAAAAAUAUGAUGAAACCCCAAACUGAGAUGUAGUAUUAAAAUAUGCAGUGGCUCUUAAUCUUUAGGCCUUGACCCAUUUGGGGGUCAAACAACCCUUUCACAGGGGUCACCAAAGACCGUCAGAAAACAGAGAUAUUUAUAUUACAAUUCAUAAUAGCAGCAAAACUAGGGUUAUGAAAUAGCAACAAAAUAAAUUUAUGGUUGGGGAUCACCACAACAUGAGGAACUGUAUUAAAGGGUCACAACAUUAGAAAGGUUGAGGACCACUGAAAUACAGGCUCUUUUAUCUCUCUUUUAGAAAACUAAAGUAUGUAAGCACAGCUUCAGGUAAAGAGAUCUGUCAAUUCUAUGCAUUUUCAGUCAAAAUUCUUAAUCUUUAGGAAUAAGCAUUGAAAAAUGACUGUCGAGAACAUUUCACAGUUUGCUUCCAGCAUGAGGUAUCACUAAGGAGUAAAUCUCCAUUAGAAGUUGUCAGUCUCUUUUACAUGUUAACAAAUGUUCAGUUAAAAACAUACUUUGGACAUUGCAUGCAUGGUGGCAUUUAAUUACACACUUAUAAAACUAAAAGUUUUAAAAGCAAUAUUGUGUAUUUUUACCUAUAUAAAAUAACUAAAAGUCUAAGAAUAAUAAAAUCACAUUAAAUUGAAUAUGUAUUUGUCUGCAUUGCUAAAUGCCCAACAAAAGGAAUGAUUAAAGCAGUGCUGGGCUGGGGAGUUACUUUCUAGAUGAAAUUCACAUCUAAGGCCGUGUGUCUGUGUGACUUGCGUUCUUGCUAUCCAGAUGUUUCUUACAUACGUUAACACUUACCAAUAUGCCAUUGUAUUAACCUUUCAAUUGUUACUACGCACAAGCUAGCUUGUUUGAGUAUGAAUUGAUUUAAGUUUACAUAGCUUCUUGCUAUCCUUCAAACUGUUAUUGCUUACAUACGCCAUGCAUAGAUUUUUGUUUACUAAAGUAUGAUUUAUAAUAUCCUUAAACGUUGAAGAAAAUGUAAACAGUGAUAUACAAUAAUAAAAUAACCACCAAGUAUGAAGAA